UCAAUAAGCAGUACAGGAUGUCGAUGAACGUUUGACAGUAUGCACACGUGUCUUUCAACUCAUUUCAAAAUACAGUACUGCAUGAAUAAGCACCGUAACUGGCAAUUUUGUAAUAAUGGAAUUGGAAGACUUGUAAAUGUUCAUAAGAGGGUGGUAUGCAUGGUUCAGACCCCAACUACUGCUAUUACCGACAAAAUUACCGGUUCCUGUGGAAUAAGUGAAGUAAUCAUGUUUGAUAAUGUAAACUAAAAAAGUGUAUACCAAUAGAAUUGUUCAAGAUCCAUUUCUUCGCUAUUGACAUUCUCUCCAUUCAAAAUAUACCGCUAAUUUAAAUAUUUACUAUUUUUAAUUUUAUCGACCAAUGAAAAAAGGGCUAUCCCGAAAUGAUGUCAACUUCCGUCCCUAGAUCAGGAGUUAUCGCAUUUUGAGAAGCAGUAGACGAUAGUUGAUGCUUGAUUAAAUCUGAUUAAUGGACAUUAUUUCGAGUUUUCCAUAACGAUGCGAGAGAUAAUAUAUUGACAGAGUUGUUGCUAGACGGUAGGGUUCUAAUUAUUGUAUUAUAUCGAAAUUUUCAAGGAUGCAGCUGGUAAAAACGAAAACCAAGAUGGCGGCGUGGUAUACCUUGUCAAUAUUAUGUUUACAGGAAGACAAUUUUUUUUUUUUAUUAUAGAUAUUUAAAACGUCAAGUGCCUGUGGUUUUACUGGGUUUUAUGAGCUCUUCGUCUUAAAAUUUGUCCGUUGUCUGUGACCGUCGUCAAUAAGAUCUUACGUGAUUGACUUCUCAGAAACUACUGGUUCAUGUUAAGACAAACUUGGCACAAAUUGUCCUUGAAUCAAAGGGAUUCUUGAAUUCUAGGGCCACAUCCUUUUCAAAUGAUAAUUAUUAGUGUAGCAGUACCACGUUUUAUACCGUAUAAUGGGUAUUGUUGUGGUUGGAAAAAUGUGAGAUUUGGUUUUAAAAAAUGCUAAAAAAUCAUAUUCUGCGUUUCCAAUUUCUACGGCUGCAUUUUAAAGUAUAUGUAUGCCUAUCUAUUUUGCAUUGUUAAUUUUUUAAUGCGUAUUUUUCUUCUCCGCAAAAGGGGGGGGGGGGGGGGCAGAAAAUAUGCGUUAUACGGUAUGUCAAAUACUAAUUUGUCUUAAAACUAAAACAGCAACCUUUAGUUACAGGACAGUAAAAUUUGUGCUUUAACUAUAACUAAUGUUAAUGUACUUCAACAUAGGGUUAUUCUUCAGAGUUUUAAUACGAAGGAUGCUCUGGGGUUCCCUUUUCAGAUAAACAGCUCCUGAUCACGGUGUCCGAGUUUUUCUUGGCUGGUAUGGACACUACUACGAACGCUCUUCGCUGGGUAUUUCUAUUUUUGAUGCACCAUCCGGACAUCCAAGAUCGCAUGUGCACAGAAAUUGAAGGCGUUGUACGUAGGGAUAUGAUUCCCAUGUUAGAGGACAGAUCAAAGCUUCCUUUCUGCGAAGCGGUUUGUUUUGAAGUCAUGCGCCUUGGGAAAGGGAGUCCCCAUACUGCACCUCACACUAUGAAGCAGGACACCGAGAUCAAUGGCUGUGUCAUACCGAAGGGUGUACCAGUAGUGUUUAAUCUAAAUUCUAUCAACUCCGACCCAGAGAUAUUUCCAGACCCCUCCACAUUUAAUCCAGAUCGAUUCUUAACUGGAGAUGGACGGCUCCAAGGAACUGAGAAAAUGGCAACAUCUUCAAUGGGGCGGCGAAGUUGCAUGGGUGAAUCUUUAGCCAUGAUGGAACUUUUCCUCUUUGUAAUGGCACUUGUACAGCGCUACAAAAUCAAAAUAGAGCCUUGAGAACCACUUCCUUCUUUAGAUGGAAUAACUGGACUUUCUUACACACCACGUCCAUACGAAGUUUGUCUGAUUGAGCGCCAUUAAUAUAACUUUUAACUGGACUUCUUACACACUAUGUACAUACGAAGUUUAUCAGAUUGAGCGCCCGUUUUAAGAAACAUGGAUCUCCUAUGUCGAGGUUUUGACUUUAUGGUCAAUUAUAUAUUAUUUAGACACAUUGCAGAUAAAUGCCAUUUCAAAAUUGGAAUUACUCAUUUUGUCUGCCCUUUAGAGAAAAUCCUAGAACUUUUAAUCCCUGUGUUCUAUGCGUAUGGUAUAUAUGUAAUUCUUGUUCGAUAAAUGUCAUUCAAAAACUAUAUCACAUACAUUGUAUUCUUCCCAUGCCGAGCUCCUUCAAUCAGUAAAGCUGAAACUAAACCGUUACCUUCACUUUCCACUUUUUCAUUCAACAAAGCCUAAUUUCAGAUGUUUUAUAUAUCUUCCGUUUUCUUGGUUCAGGUGGCUAUCUGAAUAGGAGUUGUCUUUCUUGCCUUUAUGGAAAAUUUGCAUCCCUAACUGUUAGCUUUACAGUAUGAAGAUCGAAUAUUUUCUAUUUCAAUAAAAGUUAUUUUCCCUACGUCCAUGGAGACGUUCCUGUG
Molecule: messenger RNA, 2449 nt
Organism: Ostrea edulis (European flat oyster)
Lineage: Eukaryota; Metazoa; Mollusca; Bivalvia; Ostreida; Ostreidae
Product: cytochrome P450 1A1-like
Exons: 2
Coding region: 1317-1811 (164 amino acids)
Biological process (GO): xenobiotic metabolic process
Cellular component (GO): cytoplasm; intracellular membrane-bounded organelle
Molecular function (GO): iron ion binding; oxidoreductase activity, acting on paired donors, with incorporation or reduction of molecular oxygen, reduced flavin or flavoprotein as one donor, and incorporation of one atom of oxygen; heme binding
Source: RefSeq, a predicted model, not a curated record